This is a messenger RNA of Drosophila mojavensis, 1232 nucleotides long. RefSeq names its product high affinity copper uptake protein 1 (gene Ctr1A). The record is from RefSeq and is a predicted model, not a curated record. The coding region runs from base 246 to 959 and encodes 237 amino acids. The transcript has 7 exons. Gene Ontology annotation, cellular component: membrane. Gene Ontology annotation, biological process: copper ion transmembrane transport. Gene Ontology annotation, molecular function: copper ion transmembrane transporter activity. Lineage: Eukaryota; Metazoa; Arthropoda; Insecta; Diptera; Drosophilidae.
AUGGUGCCAUGAAACGAAACUUUAAUCGUGCGAACAAGUUGUCUGCGGGCGGACGUGCGCAUUUUUUGGUUGUUUAAUUUUUAUUCAACACCAAUACGACAAAAAGAACUUCGCACAUUCCGUUGACUUUUGUAUACACCGGCUUACACUUGUUUGCAUUUGCAUUUGGAAUUUUUGGCGCAGACUUAAAUAGUGCAUUCAAUAAACCCUGCUAAUCGGACAGAGCAAUAGAACCAGCUGGCGAAAUGGACCCACACGCACACCACAACGCACCCGCUGUUGAACUGAUAGAUCAUUCCAUGCACGGCCACGAUCAUGCAAACAUGCAUCACGAUCACGAUCACAUGGGACUGGAUGCCACCACGCUGACGCCGCCUUUGGCGACGACCCACGGCGAUCUACCGAUGACCAUGCAUGCGGGUCAUCAUCAUGGCGGUGGCGGCACCGGCACUGGCAUGGAGCACAUGAUGUCCAUGGCGUUCCACUUUGGCUAUGAUGAAACCAUCCUCUUCUCGUGGUGGCACAUCGACACGGUGGCUGGUCUGAUUGGUUCGAUGAUAGCCAUCUUUUUGCUGGCGCUGCUCUAUGAGGGCCUCAAGUACUAUCGCGAGUAUCUGUUCUGGAAGACGUACAACCUGCUUGAGUAUCGGCCCGUCACGGGACCCCAGCGAAAUCCGGAGGCGCCACGUCUCCCAACGCCCGCCGCUGCCGCCCCUUCUCCUGUGCAAUACGUUGGCGAAGUUGUGCACAAGCAACCACCCACAAUGCUGUCCAUCAACCAUCUGUACCAGACGCUGUUGCACGUGCUCCAGGUGACGCUCUCGUUCCUGCUCAUGCUGAUAUUUAUGACAUACAAUGUCUGGCUCUGCAUGAUGGUCGUCCUGGGCGCUGGAGUUGGCUAUUUCCUGUUCUGCUGGAAGAAAUCGGUUAUCGUCGAUGUGACCGAACAUUGUCACUAACAGCGCUCGAUUGGAAAUCCAAUCAGAAGUGCGUUCCAGGCGAUACGAUAAAGCAGACCCUGCGGAGCAGCUGAAUGCUCCAAUAUCUCGAAAUGUCAACAAAAGCAACUACACACAAAGACAUACAUACAAGUUCUCCAACCUCCAUACCCGCAUAUAAACACAUUUUUAGGUAUUAAAAUAUAAAUAUGUAUAUGUAUAUAACUAUAUAUACAUAUGUAUAUACAUUAUCCGUGCUGGAUAAUCGGGGCAACGCAUUUGCCAGCACUCAAA